Molecule: messenger RNA, 1728 nt
Organism: Durotheca rogersii
Lineage: Eukaryota; Fungi; Ascomycota; Sordariomycetes; Xylariales; Xylariaceae
Exons: 3
Coding region: 95-1645 (516 amino acids)
Biological process (GO): intracellular transport
Cellular component (GO): cytoplasm; nuclear pore
Molecular function (GO): GTPase activator activity
Source: RefSeq, a predicted model, not a curated record
AAAUUUGCGCAAUCUCGCCUCUGUCUGUUCCGGAACGCUGUACCUCAUCCACGGCUCUCUCCCUACUUCCCGUUUCCUGUUGAACUCGUAGCCGAUGGCACCCAUUCGACGAACCCCUACGCCGGAGCAAACUUCGAUCGAGGAUCCUGACACGGCUGCCGCGCGCAAAGAAUUGAGACAGACGGUCAUAUCUGAUAAGCCAGACUUAUCUGUGAUGUCUACCGCGGCCAUUGACCCCGCGCCUAAGGCUGCCACCAGCGAUGAUAAGGCAUCAAGCACGGGUUCUACGCCCGACCGGGAGACCCUUCAAGCCCGGUCGGAUGGAUGGAAGGAAAAGAUUCAAUCCCCCAAGAAGAAGCGCGCACAUGACGAAGUGGACGAGCCCAAAGACGUACCUGCGACUACGAACGGUGGCAUUUCUCCAAUUGGCACGGAGUCUGGUGCGUCGCUGGGGCGGACCGACCGAUCUGAACCGGAGAAGAAGCGACCGCGUGAUGUCUCGAGCGAGAUCAAGGCGAAAUUAGAAAAGUUUCCUGUGCGACCACCUAGCUCGCCUCCACCCCCUUUCCCGUCAGAAUUUACAACUGAUCGUACUCAGGUUUCCUCCGAACCCGUCGAGUCCACCGAGUCGGCCCAGGCUAGCGAUAAGGUGGAUAAACCGGCUGGCGAGGAACCAACAAAGGCAACGAGCCCCGACGACCCCGCAAACGAGAAGAAAACCACAUCUGCCUCCGCAUUUAACAACUCGAUAUUAGCGGGAUUCGCUACCCAGACGUCGCCGUUUCUCCAGGCCGGCGCAAAGCUCUUGUCAUCCUUUGCCAGCCCGUCCGGUUCUAAAUCGCCAUUCGGCACCGCCGGCACAACACCUACACUGUCUGCUUUUGGUAGUGCCAGCCUAUCUAACGCGCCCUCGCCGUUUGGCCAGGUAGGGGCAUCGAAACCCUUUGGGAGCAGUGCUUUUGGUGGGACCUUUGGGGGUGGCGCCGGCGCCCCUACGCUCACUAGUUUCGGAAACCCUGGUGAAAUACUCAAGAGCAGCAAGCCAGCUAAACCAUUCGGAGCGCCCGCGAGCGAGGACGAAGACGACACCGGUGGCGACGACAAUAAUUAUGAAGAAGUUGAUGGCGAUGAAGACAACGAGACUCGGGAUGAGAAGUCGGCUGUAGUAGACGACAAGAAGAAACCCAAGCUCCAUCGGGUAGUUGUUGACGACGGAGAGGCUGGUGAGGCCACUAUCCUCCAAGUCCAUGCUAAAAUAUACCACCUGGACAAGGCUAGCAGCUCCUGGAAAGAGCGGGGAGCCGGUAACCUAAAGAUCAACGUACCCCAGGCCUGUGUUGACGUUGACGAAGAGAGUGGUGCGCCAAUCCCUGGUAGUUUCGAUGCAUCUGCUUUGGAGGACGCCGAGUCUAAGGUUGUCCGUUUGGUGAUGCGACAAGAUUCGACACACCGAGUCAUUCUUAACACUGCUGUGAUCCCUGCUAUGCGUUUUCAGGAGAAAUCCACUGUCAAGGCAACUUGUGUGCUUUUCACUGCUAUAGAAGAUGACGGUGCUGUCAGUAUUCAAAUAAAGAUGAACGCGGCUAAUGCUAAGAGCUUCCUGAACGAAGUGGGCAAAAUCCAGCGCGAGCUUCAGUCAGCUUAGGAAGCUGCUGCUAACAUUGCUAACUGUGAUAAAAUCAUCUUGCAACCUGCAUAAUUCGGUGUCUUUCUGCGACCUAUCCUGCC